This is a messenger RNA of Hemiscyllium ocellatum (epaulette shark), 1018 nucleotides long. RefSeq names its product brain-derived neurotrophic factor (gene bdnf). NCBI's taxonomy places the organism in Eukaryota, Metazoa, Chordata, Chondrichthyes, Orectolobiformes, Hemiscylliidae. Gene Ontology annotation, molecular function: nerve growth factor receptor binding; growth factor activity. The transcript has 2 exons. The record is from RefSeq and is a predicted model, not a curated record. The coding region runs from base 173 to 949 and encodes 258 amino acids. Gene Ontology annotation, biological process: nerve growth factor signaling pathway; nerve development; positive regulation of collateral sprouting.
GGGAGGAGGGAUAGGACGGGCUGUCUGGGAAUCCUCGGCUGACUGUGCCUGGCUCAGGAGUCACUCGCACCGAGUGGACCAUGCUCUGAGGAUGCUUUGAGCCAGAGGCUGCCCCCACCCGAGAAGUGAACUCGUCAGUCUGUCCACUCAUUGUGGGGGAGAUGAAGGGUACAUGGCACACCAGCUGAGGAGAGUAAUGAACAUCUUGUUCCUUGCUAUGGUUAUCUCAUCCUGUGGUUGCCCGCAAGCUGCCCCGAUGAACGAAGCUGUGGACCGAGGAGCCUCGCUCUACCCGGGGCUGCGGCCUUACGGGACUCUGGCCGGUGGCGAGGGGCCAGGGGGCUCCUCUUCCCGGGGACUCGGGGCUUUGGCCAACUCGGUGGGCCAUGUGCUGGAAGAGCUCCUGGAAGUGGACAGGGAGGCUCGGCCGAGCGACGGCGGAGGGGGAGGUCCAGACCAGGACGGCGACUUGUACUCGUCUCGGGUGAUGCUGAGCGGCCAGGUGCCUUUGGAGCCGCCUUUGCUCUUCCUGAUGGAGGAGUACAGGAACUACUUAGAGGCGGCAAACAUGUCGGCCAGGGUGAGGCGCCACUCCAACCCAGCGCGCAGAGGGGAACUCAGUGUCUGUGACAGUGUCAGCCAAUGGGUGACGGCAGAUAAGAAAAAGACAGCAGUGGAUAUGUCGGGCCAAACGGUCAACGUCUUGGAGAAGAUUCUGGUCCAGAACGGUCAACUCAAGCAGUACUUUUACGAGACCAAAUGCAAUCCCAAGGGUUUCACUAACGAAGGCUGUAGAGGAAUAGACAAGAAACAUUGGAACUCCCAGUGCAAAACCAGCCAAUCUUAUGUCCGAGCCCUCACUAUGGAUAGCAGGAGAAAAAUUGGGUGGAGAUUUAUAAGGAUAGACACUUCCUGUGUAUGUACAUUGACCUUUAAGAGAGGCAGAUAGUGAAUUAGUGUAUAUAGAUUUUAUUGAGAAGUUAUCUAUUUGUAUAUAAAUAUUACAUACAGCGUAAAU